AUGAAUCUCAACAUCCAGUACAUUCCUAGGGAGGCGAGUAAAUGGGACGUGACGCGAAAACUUGCGGAAGUCCUCCACUCAGAUGAGUUCAGCCGACGCGAGCCUGGCGAGCGUGCUCUCAACUUCAGAAUUUCGCUCGGAGAUAGCAAGCUAGGUGGCGUACGGAACGAUGGCAGCGGUGUGCUCACCCUCCCCGAUACCUCGGUGGGCGACCGAUUCUUGAGAUAUGUCAAGGAUCGGCCUAUCAAGAUGGGGAAACAGCGCCUUCGCUUUUAUCGCUCUGGACAACCAUCAGAUUGGUUGGCGAAGACAUUGGAGAGGACGCAUUACGUGGAUCCCGAUGUGGAAGAGCGCCACGAAGCCAUCAACACCAGCCUGGGCGACGCCCUUCGCGUUGACGCGAUCCAGUUCGGCAUAUUCUACCGACCCUCGUAUCCGCGCCACGACAAGGACCGUCUGGUCCCAAGGGCAUUCUCGAUCGAGUGGGAGAAGGAUCUUGUCAGCUCAAGUUCGGGAUGGUUGUAUUUCUCCUACGACCACAAGCUGCUGUAUAUCGAGGUCGGGGACUCGGCGUACGAAAGUCGUGGAUUCAGAAUUUCCAUCCCCUUUCAUAGCAUCAAGGUGAUUGGAGUGGGGUACGACGGAAAACCAUACUUGUGCUUCGACACCCAUACUCCUCCUAUACUCGAAAGCAUAGAGUUCUAUCGCGCACUCAAAGGUGAUCGCAGCGAUGGGAAAAAGGUCAGACGGCGAGUGGGAUCGCUCGACGAGGGACACGCUGCCGUCGCGCCAUUUGCACACCAGCUCCGACUCGUCUUGUUCCGCCACCACAAUGAGGACUCGCUCGAGCACUUCAUUUCCCUGUGUAAAAAUGCGGAACUGGAGACGCAGAAACUCAUCAUCCGCUGCGACGCGCCGGGCCGCGAGAUCGAUGCGCACCGGAAAUACUUCUUCGCGUCGACUCGUCGGCAAAAGCGGCUGUAUCAAAUGGGCCUGUGGAUCAAGUCCAUGCCGUGGGCCGUUUCUUUUCAGAUUGAACAUCUGAUGCGCAACGGGCUGCUGAACACGGAGGACUUGCUGGAUAGCCUGAGGCCUUAUAUCGAUUCCCUCUCUUCGCAACAUGCCGACGACAAUGGCGCGUAUGUCGGUGAUUUCCUACGCCACUACGGAGACGCGCUACAAGCCAAACCGGCUCGGCAGUCACCAUUGGCGUGCUUCCAGCGGGCAUUGGGGCUAUGGAACCCUCUCAACGCAAAGCUACCACCGGGCGAGUUCAACUGUUGUCACGUCACUUUUACUCCGACUCGCCUACUUCUCGAAGGGCCUUAUCCAAUUCAGUCCAACAGAGUGAUACGCCAAUAUAGCGGCCAUGAAGAGCACUUUAUCCGUGUCGACUUUCGCGAUGAGGACAUGCUCCAGUACCGAUGGGACCGUGCCGUCGACGGUGCCUCGUUCGUUCGGGAGAGAGUCGGGCCUACAUUGAAGGAAGGCUUCGAGCUGGGCGGCAGGCGGUUCGAGUUCCUCGCGUAUUCUUCAUCUGCGCUCAGGGAGCACGCCGUGUGGUUCAUGAAUCCGUUCCAAGACGAGCAAACUGGUCGUUGGGUUACAUCUGAGGCCAUCCGGCAAGCACAAGGCGAUUUCAAUGAUCUAGGGAAUAAGAAGUUUUACCUACUAGACCAGCCCUCGAAGUAUGCUGCGCGCUUGGCACAAGCCUUUACCGCGACGGAUCCUUCGGUAGACCUGAGGCGCUACCAGUGGCAACAAGUCGAAGAUAUACCGUCACCUGCAGAAGCUGUAUUCACCGAUGGGUGUGGUACAAUAUCACACGCGCUUGCAGUCAUGAUUUGGGCAGCACUUCUCGUAGCAAAGCGCGUGCACGAGAACGCUACCAUGUCUACCAUUUUUCAAAUUCGAUUCUUGGGAUACAAGGGUGUUGUCAGCGUUGAUCGGAAUCUAGACAAGCGCAAGGACGGCGUCCUCAUGUUGCUCCGCGACUCGAUGCACAAAUUCAAGCACCCACUCGAGGACGACCACGACUCAACAGCAGCUUUAGAGAUAGCCCAGUGGUUUUCGUCUCCUAUGCCCGCUUACCUCAACAGGCCCCUGACCAUGCUGCUUGAAGACUGCGGCGUAAAGCAAGAGGCUUUUUUGGGGCUGCAGAAGCGCGCAGUUGCUCAAGCGCGGAUGGUCCACGACUCCCUCGAGAAAUUUGAAGGACUACUGAGGACCCACAACUUCGGGGGCGCCUUUGGGCUUUCCUACAUUAUAAAGAACAUAAGAAACCUCGGAGUUGAUAUCAGCUCGUCAAGCUACUUCCCAUUUCUUUACGACAGCUCCUUUUUACAGCAGUUGCGGCAAGCUUUGAUGCUUCAUCUCCUCGUGCAGAUCAAACAUGAGGCAAGGAUACUGAUUCCUGAGAGCUACCUGCUUGUAGGUGUGGCUGAUGAGGGUCCAGCGUACGUCAACGCAGGCCAUAGUAACGUUUACACCCUUGAAGAGGGCCUGAUAUAUGCAUGCAUACAAAACACUGGCGAUGAGGAACCAACAUGGCUCACCGGCUCAUGCAUUGUAGGCAGAAGUCCUGUCGUCCACCCUGGCGACGUGCAAAGAGUUACUGCCAUCGGGAAACCGCCCGAGGGUAAGAUAUGCUCUUUUGCCGGUCUGAAGAACGUCGUGGUGUUUGCUUCGAAGGGACGCCGACCGCUGCCAUCUUGCCUCGGCGGAGGGGACCUGGAUGGGGAUACUUACUUCGUCAUACAGUACCCCCAGUUGUUGGCACCCAAACGGUUCGACCCUGCGUCCUACGCAGCCAUCGAACCUAAAAAACUAGAGCGUGAUUGCACUAUAGACGACGUUUGUGACUUUGUGGUGGAGUAUAUCAAUUCAGACGUCUUGGGUCUCGUUUCGGAUAGACAUCUCAUUAUUGCAGAUCAAUCCAAGAAAGGCAGCAAUGAUCCCGAUUGUCUGAAGCUGGCACACUUACAUUCAAUGGCUGUCGACUACGCCAAACAUGGGAAUCCCCUCGACAUCGACGAAGACGGCCCUAACCCCCUUCCCAAAACCUUGAUACGAUGCAAGCCUGACUGGCAUGCUAAAGAAGUAGUGGCCGUCCGGCAAACGGACUACUACGAAUCAGACCGGGCGCUGGGACAUAUGUACCGGGCGGUUACCUUAGAGGACCCCGAGUUCAAUGCCUACAUUAAACCGGAUGCCCCAGACCUUGACCAAAACACCCUCCUCCUGAAGCUGCACCCGAUAGUGCAGAAGUACAUCACGGCAUACCGAGACCCCAACUGGUCGUGCAAGGAAACAAAAGUCCUAUACGAAAAAUACAGAGACGAAUUGCGUUAUAUAUGCGGCACCCACACACUUACCAACGAGGCAGGAACAAAAUUGACUGAAAUCGAGGUUGUUUUGGGCAUCAUAUUGGCCAAAAGCAUGCAGAAAUCGUGGAAGUCGAAUCGGUCGUAUCGCAUGAGACGCCAUAUGGACGUCUUGGUGAAGGACGUUCGACGACAGUUGUUUGAUGAGAUGAACUCGAGAGAGGGUUUGGAAAGAGGGUGGAACGCAUGGUUUUUCAGUCUCCUCCAUCCCAUUGAUUUCGGGGCUAAUAGCUUCGGGCUCAUUGGGCUGAGGAUUGUGUUCAAUUGCUUAGAAAGGUUGGGGGAGGUGGUUGAGGAACCCCAUGGCGUGCCUACUUCGACGAAACAAGGAGUUGGCUCCCUUUGA
Messenger RNA from Pleurotus ostreatus (oyster mushroom), 3729 nucleotides. RefSeq lists its product as uncharacterized. Gene Ontology annotation, biological process: siRNA processing. The record is from RefSeq and is a predicted model, not a curated record. Gene Ontology annotation, cellular component: nuclear RNA-directed RNA polymerase complex. The coding region runs from base 1 to 3729 and encodes 1242 amino acids. NCBI's taxonomy places the organism in Eukaryota, Fungi, Basidiomycota, Agaricomycetes, Agaricales, Pleurotaceae. The transcript has 13 exons. Gene Ontology annotation, molecular function: RNA-directed RNA polymerase activity.